Molecule: messenger RNA, 1473 nt
Organism: Suillus bovinus
Lineage: Eukaryota; Fungi; Basidiomycota; Agaricomycetes; Boletales; Suillaceae
Product: P-loop containing nucleoside triphosphate hydrolase protein
Exons: 4
Coding region: 1-1473 (490 amino acids)
Biological process (GO): tRNA methylation; tRNA wobble uridine modification
Cellular component (GO): cytoplasm
Molecular function (GO): GTP binding
Source: RefSeq, a predicted model, not a curated record
AUGCCCCUUUCAUCGUCUUCAAUCUUUGCAAUGUCGCCGUCUCCUAGGAUAGCAUCGUCCAUCUCCCACAUCUCAGAUCAGAGUGCAGCUAGCUACAAACUUGAACUCGAGCAAGCUUCACGUCGCAAAGACACUUACAAUAUUGUCAUUUUUGGACAAACAGGCGCUGGUAAAAGUUCCUUGGUCAACUUGAUUACCAGGACGCAGGCAGUACCAACGUCCCUCGACGCUGAGGGAUGUACGACUCAAACUACUGUGUAUGAGCAUGGCGUUGUGGUUCAGAAUAGGACCUUAAAGGUGCAACUGUUCGAUACGGCCGGUCUCGGCGAGGGCCCUCAGGGAACGGUCCCCAAUCAUCAAGCUGAGAAUGCCUUGAAGAAACUCUUUCAAACUCUUGAGAAGAUCCACAUCCUCAUGUACUGUGUGCAGGGCGCAAAGAAUGUCUCAGCACUCCGACGCAACUACGAAUUAUUGUCCAAGUUCAAGGGAAAUGUUCCCAUCGUCCUUGUCGUCACAGGACUAGAACGCCGAGAACCGGAUAUGGAAGAUUGGUGGAGGAGUAACGAGAGAUCCCUCUCAGACCUCGGGAUGGACUUUGCUGGCCAUGCGUGUAUUACUGCGUUAACCGUUAAUCAAGGCGAUACAAGUAAGGUCAAGCAGCGCCGCGAACAGUCAUACCACGCCCUCUGCAACCUUAUCGCACAAUGUUGUCCGAUAAAGAAGAUCGUACUCUUUGGAGCGAGUGGAGUAGGCAAAAGCUCCAUCCUGAACCUUAUAGCGGGAGAGGGGGUAGCAAAGACAUCUCUUGGUGCGAGAAGCUGCACGCUCCAUUGGCAAGACUAUGCCAUCGACUUUGAUGGGGAGUCGUAUAAGGUUUUCGAUACCGUUGGACUCGAGGAACCGCAGCUUAAAAUCGAUGACUACCUCAACUCAGUCGAAAACGCCUACACGCUGGUCAGGGAAUUGGAUAAGCAAGGCGGUAUUGAUCUGCUUCUAUUCUGCAUGCGUGCCGGCAGAGUGAGCGCUACUCUUCAGAGCAAUUACCGGCUCUUUUACGAAUUCCUCUGCGAGAAGAAAGUUCCCAUUGUCCUUGCGAUCACACACCUCGAAAACCAGGAGAGGAUGGAGGACUGGUGGGAUCAAGAACACAAAACCAUCCAACAAUAUCGGAUCGAUGUUGCCGGUCACGCGUGCAUCACUGCCGCCGAUAAACUGGAAGGCAGAUGCAAAAUUCUUUAUGAACAAUCGCAAGUCACGAUCCGCGAACUUGUCAAGAAUCAUGUUGCUGAUAGGCAGAAGCAAGUAUGGAUGGGAGGGGACAACCUAUUCGUCUCGUUCAUGCGCAAGCUCAAGGUGCUACUUGCAGUGAAUUCGCACGUGAAAAGCAAGGAUCUUGUUCCUCAUCUCACGAAGCGUUGUGGGAUAUCUAAAGAAGCUGCAAAACGGUUGGCUAAUAUGAUCAAGGAAAAAUAA